This is a messenger RNA of Saprolegnia parasitica CBS 223.65, 1488 nucleotides long. RefSeq lists its product as hypothetical. Gene Ontology annotation, biological process: GPI anchor biosynthetic process. Lineage: Eukaryota; Oomycota; Saprolegniomycetes; Saprolegniales; Saprolegniaceae. Gene Ontology annotation, molecular function: phosphatidylinositol N-acetylglucosaminyltransferase activity. The record is from RefSeq and is a predicted model, not a curated record. Gene Ontology annotation, cellular component: glycosylphosphatidylinositol-N-acetylglucosaminyltransferase (GPI-GnT) complex. Bases 25 to 1416 code for a protein of 463 amino acids. The transcript has 6 exons.
CGGAUAGCGUCAUCAUCCGGCAGCAUGGCGACGGUCGCGGCAACGAGGGGCAGCGAUGGCCGGCUCCGCAUCGCCAUGUGCUGCGACUUCUUCUACCCGCGGCUCGGCGGCGUCGAGAUGCACAUCUGGAGCCUCUCGCAGUGUCUGCUUCGGCAAGGCCACAAGGUCAUCGUCAUCACGCACAUGACCGAAGGCUCGGAGAAGCGCCAGGGCAUUCGGUACAUGACCAACAACCUCAAGGUCUACUACCUCCCGCUCGUGACCAUGGUCGACAACGUGACGCUGCCGACGUUCACGGCCGGCUUUGCGCUCUUCCGCACGGUCCUCAUCCGCGAGCGCAUCCAGAUUGUGCAUGGCCACCAAGCCACGUCGGCGUUCAUGCACGAGUGCAUCGUGCAGGCCAAGACGAUGGGCUACAAGGCCAUCUACACGGACCACUCGCUCUUUGGCUUUGCCGACGCCGCGUCCGUGCACCUCAACAAGGUCAUGAAGUUUACACUCUCGGACAUUGACCAUGCGAUCUGCGUCUCGCACACGUGCCGCGAGAACCUCGUGCUCCGCGCGUCCUUGGACCCGACGAUCGUCUCGACGAUCCCCAACGCGGUCGACGCGACCAAGUUUACGCCCAAGGAGAACAGCGAGGCCAAGCCGCCGACCGACCCGCUCCACGACCCGAUCACGGUCGUCAUCAUCUCGCGCCUCGUGUACCGCAAAGGCAUCGACUUGGUCGGCAAGACGAUCGAGCUGGUCUGUGCACGGUGCCCGAACGUCAAGUUCCUCAUUGGCGGCGACGGCAACAAGCGGCUCCUCCUCGAGGAAAUGCGCGAAAAGUGCCAGCUCCACGACCGCGUCACGCUCUGGGGCGCCGUGCCGCACGCAGAAGUGCGCAACGUGCUGAGCCAAGGCCACAUCUUCCUCAACUCGAGCUUGACCGAGUCGUUUUGCAUUGCCAUCCUCGAAGCAGCGGCCUGUGGCCUCUACGUCGUGAGUACACGGGUUGGCGGGGUCCCGGAAGUGCUACCGCCCGAUAUGAUUCGCUUCUCGAAAGACAUCACACCCGAAGACUUGGCCGACGCGGUCGUCGAGUCGCUGCCGCUGCUCGCCAAGGUCAACAAACAAGAGUUUCACGAUCGCGUCCAGCAAAUGUACAACUGGGACGCGGUCGCUGCGCGCACCGAGCGUGUCUACCGCAACGUGAUUGAGCUCCCGACACCGUCGCUCAUCCAUCGGUUUCGCAAGAUUUACGGCAUGGGCCCCGUGGCCGGUAUCAUUGGCUGCAUCAUUGCGUCCUGUCUCUUUAUGUACCUCCAGUUCCUCGAGUACCGCAAGCCGUACGACGACAUUGAAGUGGCGCUUGAAUUCCCACCGCCGGCGACGGCAACGACCGACGAACCGCCAGUGCAAGCGACCGCGUAGACACCAUCGCGGUCGAGGCUAGACAUGUGAAUAGACAAAAGCUACUAGUACAUCAGACUGUGUUCCAGGCAG